Podospora anserina S mat+ is the source of this 2529-nucleotide messenger RNA. RefSeq lists its product as uncharacterized. NCBI's taxonomy places the organism in Eukaryota, Fungi, Ascomycota, Sordariomycetes, Sordariales, Podosporaceae. The record is from RefSeq and is a predicted model, not a curated record. Gene Ontology annotation, molecular function: triacylglycerol lipase activity. Gene Ontology annotation, biological process: lipid metabolic process. The coding region runs from base 1 to 2529 and encodes 842 amino acids. The transcript is spliced from 2 exons.
AUGGCGGACAAGAACAAAAUGACGACGACCCCUAUUCCCGACUCCUCCUUCUCGGGGGGUUCGUCUUCUGAAGACAACCACCCCUCCUCACGCCUCAAACUCACCAGCACUACGCACCCCCCGACCGUCCGACCGGAUAUCGUGCUCCCCUCCAAAACCUACGGUUUCCCCCCGGAAGCGUUCGACUGGGCGAACCUCCCCGACGCGGAGACAAACUUCUUGCCGGCGGAGCAUGUAGAAGCGUUUAUACAAGCCCUGAGCGCGCCAGACUUUGUGGAUGAGAAAGGGGAGGGGCAGAGUGUCAGGUUGAAUAGUCCGGGGUUGUUGAGCAGGAGUGGGAGUAAUUUGGAGUUUUUUGAUGAGAAUGAAUCGCACGAGUAUGGUGGUGGGGGAGGGCAGGAGAUGGGGACGGGGACGUUUAUCACGGCGAGGAAUGAUUGGGCGCCGGUUAAUGAGCGGGUUGUGAGUAGGGAGGAGACGAAGAAGAAGAAGAAGAGGUUUUUGAGGGGGGAUAGGGAUAUCAGGGCGUCUACUAAAUGUGUUGAUUAUUAUAUAGUUUUGUCGUUGUGUUUGUUUUUUGGGGGGAGGAGUAAGGAUGAGACUAGGGAGGGGCACUUGUAUCAGUUGUUGAAGUGGCCUUUUUUGUUGAUUGUGGGGACGUGGUUGUUGGGGCUGUCGGUUGCGUAUCUGGCGACGAGGUCGUAUAUUUAUUUGUAUGAGCAGUUUGUUGCGUGGAGGGGGAAGAGGGAGAAGUUGAGGCGGGCGAUGAGGGCGACGGGGAAUUACAAGCAGUGGGUGGCGGCGGCGAGGAAGAUGGAUGACUACUUUGGGGUGGCGGAGCAGUGGAAGGAGCAGGAUGAGUUUGCCUAUUAUGAUGCGAAGACGGUGAAGAGGGUGUGGGAGGAGAUGAGGAGGUCGAGGGAGAAGGCCGAGAGGGCGACAGAUGGGGGGGAUGAGAAACGGGGGAGGGAGGCGGUGGAGGAGUUGAAGCAGUUGAUGGGGGCUUGUGUCAAGAAUAAUUUUGUGGGGGUGGAGAAUCCGAGGUUGUAUAGUCAGACGUAUUAUGGGACGAAGAAUUUGGUGCAGAAUUUUGUGGAUGAGGUGGAGAGGAGUAUGAAGUUUUUGUUAAAUACGGAGUUGAUGAGUAAGGAGGAGAAGAGGGGGUUGUUUAAGGGGAUUAGUGCGAACUAUGGAAGGACGGCGUUGUGUUUGAGCGGUGGGGCGACGUUUGCGUAUCAUCAUUUCGGGGUGGUGAAGGCGUUGUUGGAGGAGGACAAGUUGCCGGAUAUCAUCACGGGGACGUCGGGUGGUGCGUUGGUUGCUGCAUUGGUGGCGACUAGGACGAAUGAGGAGCUGAAGCAGCUGCUUGUGCCGGCGUUGGCGCACAAAAUCACGGCUUGUAGGGAGCCGAUCACGGUUUGGUUCAAGAGGUGGUGGAAGACGGGGGCCAGGUUUGAUAGUGUCGACUGGGCUCAGCAGUGCUCUUGGUGGUCGAGGGGGUCGAUGACGUUCAAGGAGGCGUAUGAACGAACGGGCAGGGUGUUGAAUGUGAGCUGCGUGCCGGCUGAUCCUCACAGUCCGACGAUCCUGUGCAACUACCUGACCAGUCCGGACUGUGUAAUCUGGAGUGCCGUGAUUGCAUCAGCAGCGGUCCCGGGUAUUCUGAACCCAGUGGUGCUGAUGAUGAAGACGAGAGAGGGCAAGCUAGUGCCGUACUCUUUUGGCCACAAGUGGAAGGAUGGCAGUUUGAGAACGGACAUCCCAAUCAAGGCGCUUAAUCUUCACUUCAACGUCAACUUUACCAUUGUCAGCCAGGUUAACCCCCACAUCAACCUGUUCUUCUUCUCGUCGAGAGGUUCGGUUGGCCAGCCCGUGACGCAUCGUAGGGGACGGGGCUGGAGAGGAGGGUACCUUGGCUCGGCCGUGGAGCAGUAUAUCAAGCUGGACCUGACAAAAUGGCUCAGGGUGUUGAGGCAGUUGGAGUUGCUACCGCGGCCGUUGGGACAGGACUGGUCGAUGCUGUGGUUGCAGACCUUUGGGGGAACAGUCACCAUCUGGCCCAACGCCAAGGUCACGGAUUUCUUUGGCAUCUUGAGCGAUCCUGACGAGGCCAAGCUAGCGCGCAUGAUCCACGAAGGGCAGCAGAGCGCUUUUCCCAAGAUCAAGUUUGUUGCCAACCGUUUGAGAGUGGAGAGGCUGGUGGAGCGAGGCAGGAGGGAGAACAGGCCUGGGUUUGAUGCCUCUGUUGCCAAUGACGAAGGCAAGACUGUGCCGGAGAGGCGGGGCAGUGUUGAUAGUUUGUUGAGUGAUGAUGAUUUGAACCGGCUGCUUGAUCGCCAGAAGCAGAGGCGGCGCAAUGACGACGGCAAUCUCACGGCGACGGAGGAUGAGACUACGGAUGUGGAUGGGGGGUUGACUGAUGGGGAGACAAUGCCGGGUGGGGGGCAGAGAAACAUGAACAUUGAUGGGGGUGAUACGGAGGAGGAUUUCAAGUCGGGACGUCGGGCGGCGGGGAAGUUGUUACUUUAG